This is a messenger RNA of Trichoderma reesei QM6a, 2306 nucleotides long. RefSeq lists its product as uncharacterized. Lineage: Eukaryota; Fungi; Ascomycota; Sordariomycetes; Hypocreales; Hypocreaceae. The record is from RefSeq and is a predicted model, not a curated record. The coding region runs from base 1 to 2184 and encodes 727 amino acids. Gene Ontology annotation, molecular function: protein binding. The transcript is spliced from 3 exons.
AUGAAAGACUCCUCCGUCACCAAUCGCCCGUCCUUGCUGGACCUGCGAUCCCAGUCCUCCAAUUCUGCGGCCUCUUCUUCUCGAGCUCUUCGAUCACCGCGGCUCCAUGUUGCCGGGGAGGCCCCUCCCGAGCUAUCGCCCUUGGAUGCCUUUGCCUUGCAGAGUCGGCUGUUGGCUCGACAGCUCCAGGAGACGACCAACAAGGAUGGAAACCGCGUCAGCCGACUACCCCCUCUCACGGCCGAGAGCCCUCUAAUUAUACAGGGCCGGUCCGAGUACUUUCGAUCCAUGUCGCAGGACUCCGGAUCUGAGCGCGGUGAAUCUCCCGCCCCUCCGCUUUCUGCGGGCUUGGGAGGCUUGGGACUGCGGAGCGCCAUGGAAGACGGCUUCUCGAGCGAAGAGAGGCCUAGGUCAAUGCACCCACGCAUGGGCCGAAUCCCACCUACCCCCGACGAUGGCGUGCCUCCCCUUCCGGAAGACCUGCCAGACGUGCCAGACAUUCCCGACUUUGCUCGCGGCCGGCAGAUGGGACACCAAAACGGCCCAGUGGACUUCUUUGGAGCACGUCAGGACCGUUCCCCAUCACCACUGCUGAGCGACGGCCUCUCUCAGCUGGACCGUCAAUCAACCAAGUCGCCUGCUCCCCCGCUAACCUCCUUUCCUGCUCCCCCGCACCCCUCGUCUCCUCGCAGCAGGCCUAAGCAGAGCGCCUCCUUCGACGAUGUUGGAUUGGCGCCACCCAGAAGCCUCUUCCCUGGACGGUCGCCGAGCGCCUUGUCCUCUCCAGUGCCCCAGGACGAGGAUAGCUUUGGCAUCAUGUCCAGCUCUGUUCAGUCCCUUCCUUCCCGAAAGCUUUCCUCUGGAAGCGCAGCCCUCCCGCCACACAUGGCAUCCUCCACCUUGCCCCCCUUUCAACGAUCUCCAUCCGUCGCAUCUGAGUCGUCCGCGCCUCUUCCCCGACCUGCAUUCAACUUCUCUCGGCCCAUGAGCCGAGCUGGCACGCCGAAUUUGGACCAUCCCAUUCGACAAGCUUCCUCAGAUAGUCAGCCAUCCUUUAUCCUGGCUGACGAGUCGGCUCAAACACCCAUCAGCAUGCACAGCGAGGCAUUCAUGGAGCAGCCAUCAGAGGGCGCAACCCAUACUUACUCCAAAUUUGUUCUGCCUCGAGGAAAGUCAAUUCAGCGUUCCGAAUCCUCAGACGGCCAGCCUCAAGCGGGGGCGCCGCCCUCACCACCCACUCGACCUUCUAGCUCCUCUGCUCGCGGUGUCCCUGAUGAUGCUGCCAGUGUCUCCAGUGCCAUGACCAGGCAGCGAAGCGAUGCGGGCAAGCUCAGCUCAGAGAGCUCCAGCGUUGGCCCCUUUGGCCAUCCCCCACCGAAUCGCGGCAGACCCUCUCACGAGACCGGGCGACCGUCUGAAGAAGCAUCCAGAGGUAGGGCACCAGCUUCCGUUGGCACAAGCGACUCAGCCCAGACAGUACGCCCGAGCAUGUCUGUGCGAUCCACGACUAGCACAGCGCCACCUACCGCUGCCGAAAUGACGGCCGAGCAGCAUCUUGCCAAGGGAAUCGAAUGCCACGAGAAUGGCUCCCUGAACGAGUCCACUUACCACCUCCGGCACGCCGCUCAGAUGAAUCACCCGACAGCCAUGCUGCUGUACGCCCUUGCCUGUCGCCAUGGCUGGGGCAUGAAGCCCAACCAGAAGGAAGGCGUUCAGUGGCUACGAAAAGCCGCUGAUAUGGCCAGUGGCGAGGUGGCCGAAGAUGAAGGGAUGGUCAAGGAAGGGAAGCACAUCAAUAUCGCCGAGAACAAGACCCACAAGGCCCAAUUUGCUCUGAGCAUCUAUGAACUGGGCGUGAGCCACAUGAACGGGUGGGGGAUUGAGCAAGACAAGGCUCUUGCCCUGCGCUGCUUUGAGAUCGCUGGCACGUGGGGCGAUGUUGAUGCUCUGGCAGAAGCUGGUUUCUGCUAUGCGCAGGGCAUCGGCUGUAAGAAGAACCUGAAGAAGAGUGCCAAGUUUUACCGAAUGGCAGAGGCCAAGGGCAUGAGCAUGGUGGGGAACAGCUGGAUUCACAAGUCGAAAUACAUGGACGAUGAGGAUGCUCCUGAGAUUCCGCCAAAGAAGUCUCGAGCCCGCAGCAAAUCUCGCUCACGCGCAAUGUUUGGUAAAAAGCCCGCUUCGUGAAGGGGGACCGACCUAAUGAUGAUGAUGAUCUCUCUCUUCGUCUCUUCUUUCAGCCAUCUAUACCGGAGUUUUGACGGGUUUCGGCUGUUCUCGCAUCGACCACCUACUCUUGGGAAUCUCUU